AUGACAACAAAUUCAGCAACUAGCGAUGCCACUCGCAAGCGCGCAUUAUCUGAAAGCGCACAGCUGCAUACCCCGCAAAGCAAGGCACCCAAGGGCACAUCGGCUCUUCCCUAUGAGGAAUAUGAGUUCAUCAGCCAUGAGAACAAGUUCACAGCAAUCGAGAAGCAAGCCAAGGUUUUAUACAAUCUGUGGUUUGUUGUUAAGCAGCCUUUGAACAGUUUUGGACAUAUCGUCGAUGUGAAAAACAAUCCAGUGUAUCUCGAAUUCAGCGGAUCCAAGAAGAAUGGACGGGUUGCUGUGGUUUCCUCGCACAAAUUCACUGUGGUCAGCAUCUGCCCAGAGGGUGCCAUAUAUGACGUGCUGGAGGCAGGAAACGUCAGCAGAGUGCUGACAGCCUAUUGCAGCGACGAGUUCCUGAUUAUGGAGGACUGUGGCGAUUCGGGAUACAGCAGCUCACAGUCGUACAAUAGCCGGUCAACAGUUCUCGAGUUGGACGACUAUAACGAGUAUAUGAAGAAAACCACCAGCCAUUUCAACAUCCAGCGCCAAACACUUAAUCUUAUUCGGGACAAGCUGAUACACGACGACGGCAGCUCUGAGGUGGCCAGCAAGCUGGGAAUGGUUAAGCGGUUUUCCGAAGUGCUCAAGAUGAUGAGUAGCACGGAUUUUAGCGACUUACCGUUGGAAAAGCCCAAUAAUAAGCCGUUUUUUAUAGAUUACAGCACCGUCCAUAUUCUGGUAGAGGCGACUGUGGGAUCAUUUCGUGGCAACCUUCCCCUGGAGGUGCUGGGGCAGAUGGCUGAGAACAUUACCAAAAUUAUUUACUACAUGAGACAUGGCGCAUUUUUGGGGAUAGUAACCUGCGUGCUUUACACAGAGCUGUGGUUUGUCAUGAAACAGUCCUUGAGCAAAUUCGACCACUUUGUCGACGCCGUCAAAACACCCCGCAUCGGCGACAUAAUCAAAAAAGAGGUGGGCCUCCAAGGCCGCGCCUCAUACGUGGUCAGAACUAAAUUCGGCGAAAAUGAAGCUGUGCUCAAGCUGUCGUGGACACACGUCGAUCGCCACCCUGAGGGUGGUGUGUAUGAGGUGCUAGAAGCGGGCAACGUUGGGGACGACAUUUUGAGAUACUGGCUCGAGUACCUAAUCAUGGAGGACUGCGGUGAGGCAGGCGUGCUCCAUUGCAACAUUUCCCCGGAAAACAUUACUUGGCGCGAAAAGGACACAUUUGUCAUAGGCUGGGGAUGCGCAAGGAUUCUGCCCGACAUACCGGAGGCUGUGUUGAAGCGUGUUGGCGAGUCGUGGGACAUUGUCAUUGACGAGCUGUUGUAUACUGAAAGCAAAUGCAAUCAGGGUACGGGCACGGAAUGCUUCAAAAGCGUUCGGGUGCUAGAUGGGCAUGUUAAGCGCAGAACUUUAGACGACAUUGAGUCUCUGCUCUACAUCAUGCUAACUGGCUUUUUAUACAUCGGUCCAAAAAGAAUCAACAUGCGGGCGCCGAUAUACCAGGGAAUCUUUGCAGGACUAUCAGCAUUGGCAAAAGUCGGAAUGGUGUCUAUCGACAAUAGCUACCCUGGGUACCUUGGCGUCAAUGAUUCCUGCUUUAACACUGACAAGAACAACGACAAUGUGGACGAUAUUGAUGACGACGGAGACGAUGGCGACAAAGCAAAUUGUGACGGGGACAAUGGCGGUGAUGAGGACGAUAAUGAUGGGCACAACAAUAAUGAUGAUUGUGCCAGUUCAAAGCUCACUGUUGCGUCCGUUGUCAAACCAACAGCUCAGUCUGCAACUACAACAACAGGCACCACAAAGCCCGCCGCUUGCGAAACCCCAGCAGCCACUGCAGAUUCGACGAGUGAAUCUCUGAUGGAACAGCUGCCGACCCAACCCCGUCUUGUGAAUCUUCGCCAACGCAUUCUUCCGAGCGACUACCACCACCGGCUUUAA
Molecule: messenger RNA, 1950 nt
Organism: Kickxella alabastrina
Lineage: Eukaryota; Fungi; Kickxellomycota; Kickxellomycetes; Kickxellales; Kickxellaceae
Exons: 14
Coding region: 1-1950 (649 amino acids)
Source: RefSeq, a predicted model, not a curated record